Messenger RNA from Anoplopoma fimbria (sablefish), 7689 nucleotides. It is a transcript of the gene abca3b, whose product is annotated as ATP-binding cassette, sub-family A (ABC1), member 3b. NCBI's taxonomy places the organism in Eukaryota, Metazoa, Chordata, Actinopteri, Perciformes, Anoplopomatidae. The record is from RefSeq and is a predicted model, not a curated record. Gene Ontology annotation, biological process: lipid transport; transmembrane transport. Gene Ontology annotation, molecular function: ABC-type transporter activity; ATP hydrolysis activity; lipid carrier activity. Gene Ontology annotation, cellular component: intracellular membrane-bounded organelle; membrane.
GUUGACGGUUGUCGCUGCAGUCUGCACGGUGAGUCCGCGGGCUGAUACAGCAGCUGCUGCAAUGUCAUCGCCCCGCUAGCAGGCGUCAAACCGGAGGGUGACAUCCGUGGCCUCUCUGCUACGAGCCGAGCCUCCACAGCCGUGUCGGUGAAGGAAGAAACCCGGUAGUGAUGCUUUAGCCAUCGGCUUAAGACAACAACAAAAAAAAAGAAAAAAGAAGGAGGAAUUGUAUUCACCUCGACAGGAAGAGAGGACCGCAGCUCAGGAAGUACAUGAGCCGACACCUGCCUUUAUUGAGAAAGCUGACUGGACUGUGUCCUGUGUACCGUUCAAAAUGGCGAUCGCGCGACAAUUUGGACUACUGUUGUGGAAAAACUAUCUUCAGCAGAAACGUCAAAUCCUGGUGACUCUGGUGGAGAUACUCCUGCCGCUGCUCUUCUCUGGCAUCCUCAUCGUGCUACGUCAGAAGGUGCCUUUCAAGAACUACCCAAAUGCCACAGUGUAUGAGAGCUACGCCGUUGACUCGCUGCCCUGGAGGCUGUCUCAUCGCUUGCAGCUGGCCUGUGUGCCCAGUAACUCCAGCGUCGUGCGUCAGGUGGCAGAAGAUGUGCGAAGCAACCUGAUCCUCUCCUCAGUGCAUGGCUUUGAGACAGAGGAGCAGUUUGAGGACUACGUAAGAAAUGACACUCGCUCAGGAAAGCUGCUGGCCGCUGUGGUGUUUGAGCACCCUUUCACCCACGAGGAUGAACCUCUGCCCCUAAAGGUGAGCUACCACCUGCGUUUCAGCUUCACACCACGCAACGCCCCGCCCAAGGAGAGGACGGAGCUGAACCCAAACAGUGACCUCGACUGGCACACGCUCAGCCUCUUUCCCCUCUUUCAGCUGCCGGGGCCGAGGGAGCAGUUUGACAAGGAUGGUGGCACGCCUGGUUAUUAUCGAGAGGCUUUCCUGGCUGUGCAGCAUGCGGUGGACCGAGCCAUCAUGCGCUCCUACAACACAACGUCGGCCACCUCUCUGCUGGGAAAUACCAAUGUGGUCCUGUCGCGGUUUCCUUACCCUGCCUUCAUAUAUGACGUCUUCAUCCUGGCCAUUCAGAACCAACUGCCCCUCCUCCUGGUGCUCAGCUUCACCUACACCUCCCUCAACAUAGUACGAGCUGUGGUGCAGGAGAAGGAGAGGAAGCUCAAGGAAUACAUGAGGAUGAUGGGUCUCAGCAACUGGCUCCACUGGAGUGCCUGGUUCCUCAUGUUCUUCCUCUUCCUCUCCAUUUCAAUCUUUUUUGUCACUCUGCUGCUUUGUAUCCAGGUGAGCCCUUAUGGAGCAGUUCUGUCCUACAGUGACCCAACACUGGUCUUUGUCUUCCUGCUCAUCUUCAAUGUGGCCACCAUCAACUUCAGCUUCAUGAUCAGUGCCUUCUUCUCCCGAGCCAAUGUGGCAGCAGCAGCGGGCGGCUUCAUCUAUUUCCUGAGCUACCUGCCUUAUUUGUUGCUGUGGCCACGCUACGACUUGCUGAGUCAUGCCCAGAAGGUGUCAGCGUGCCUUAUCUCCAAUGUGGCCAUGGCCAUGGGAGCUCAGCUCAUAGGAAUGUUUGAAGGCAAAGGAGUUGGAAUCCAGUGGUCCAACUUGUUUGACUCUGUGACGGUGGAUGAUGACUUCUCCAUGGGCCAGGUGUUGGCUUUGCUGCUGUUCGACUCUGUGCUCUAUGGACUGGUGGCCUGGUACAUGGAGGCAGUUUUUCCUGGAGAGUACGGAGUGCCUCUACCUUCUUACUUCUUCACCCUGCCUUCAUACUGGUGCAGCAGCCCCCGCAUGGCUUUGGUGAAUGAGAAAGAGGAAGAGGAGGAUGCAGAAAAGGCUCUGAAAGGGGAGUUUAUAGAAGAGGAGCCGUCUGGACUCGUCUCCGGGAUCAAGAUUAAACACCUCGCUAAGGAAUUCAAAGUGGGAAACAAGACACGGCAGGCUGUGCGGGAUCUCACGGUGAACAUGUUUGAGGGACAGAUCACGGUGCUGCUCGGACACAACGGUGCUGGGAAGACCACAACACUGUCCAUGCUGACAGGGCUGUUUCCUCCCACCAGUGGCAGAGCCUAUAUCAACGGUUAUGACAUCUGUCAGGACAUGGCUCUGAUCCGCCGCAGUCUGGGACUCUGUCCCCAGCAUGACGUACUGUUUGAUAACCUUACUGUCAGAGAGCACCUGCUCUUCUACGCUCAGCUGAAAGGCUACUCCAAAGACAAGAUCCCAGAUGAGGUGGACCGGAUCAUCCGUAUCCUGAACCUUGAGGACAAGCGACAGGCUCGCUCCAAGACCCUCUCUGGUGGCAUGAAGAGAAAACUCUCUAUUGGCAUUGCCCUCAUUGGAGACUCCAAGGUGGUGAUGUUAGAUGAGCCCACAUCAGGCAUGGACCCAUCAGCUCGGCGUGCCACCUGGGACCUUCUGCAAGGGGAGAAGCGCGGUCGCACCAUCCUGCUCACCACACAUUUCAUGGACGAGGCCGACCUGCUCGGCGACCGCAUCGCCAUCAUGGCGGGAGGAGAGCUGCAGUGCAGCGGGUCUCCACUCUUCCUCAAGAACAAAUAUGGUGCCGGGUACCACAUGGUGAUAGUAAAGGAUGCUCUUUGUAACGUGUCCGAGAUCACCCGCCUGGUCCACAUGUAUGUUCCUAAUGCCACACUGGAGAGCAGUGCGGGGGCUGAGCUCUCUUACAUCCUGCCCAAAGAAAGCACCAGCAGGUUUGAGCUGCUGUUUGCUGAGCUGGAGAUGAACAGAGAGGAGCUGGGCAUCGCCAGCUACGGAGCUUCAGUAACCACUAUGGAAGAGGUUUUCCUCAGGGUGGGGAAGCUGGUGGAUUCUAGUUUGGACAUCCAGGCAAUCCAGCUGCCAGCCCUGCAGUACCAACAUGAGAGACGCUCCCAUGACUGGACCACAGACGACGCCAGCAGCAUCAGCGGCAAGACCGAUGUCACCGACUUCACAGACAGCGGCACGCUCAUUUCAGAGGACUGCUCCAACAUCAAGCUGAACACCGGGGCCCGACUACACCUGCAGCAGUUCUACGCCAUGUUCCUGAAGAGGGCGCUGUACAGCUGGAGAAACUGGAAGGUGAUGGUGGCUCAGUUCCUCGUCCCUUUAGUCUUCACAGUUUUGGCCUUAGUUGUGGCACGCUCCUUUCCCAAUCACCAGAACGCUCCUCACCUGAAGCUGGCCCUCAGCCACUAUGGGUCCACCAGGGUCCCCGUGGGUCUGCCCGGGGAGGGUCCCUUGGCUGCUGCCCUGGCAAAAACAUACAGCUCACAGCUCUCUGCUCAGCACGGCCAGCUCAUCAACGUCACAGAUUUCACUGAUUACAUCCUGACCCAGGCGGAGCAGGAAGGCGGCAGCUUUAAUGAGCGCUGUGUGGUCGGUGCGGCUUUCCAUGGCAGCAGCCCCCACCAUGUAGAAGCAACAGCCUACUUCAACAACGAGGGCUACCAUACACCCGCCACAGCCCUCAUGAUGGUGGACAAUGCUCUGUUCAAACUCCUAGCAGGGCCCAAUGCUUCCAUCCAGACGGGGAAUUACCCAAUGCCACGCAACCUGUCUGAGACCGCCCAGAGCCAGCUCAUAGAGGGAAAGACGGGUUUCAUCAUCGCCAUAAACCUGAUGUACGGUAUGGCCUCCCUGUCCAGCACAUUUGCCCUUUUGCUCGUAACGGAGUCCUCUAUCAAGUCCAAGCAUGUGCAGAAGGUCAGCGGUGUCUACCUGUCAAACUUCUGGUUUUCGGCGCUGCUGUGGGACCUGGUCAACUUCCUGCUGCCCUGUCUGCUCAUGCUGGUGGUGUUUCAGGCAUUCGGAGUCAAGGCUUUUAUAGACAACAACCACCUGGUGGACGUGUUGCUCUUACUGCUGCUGUACGGCUGGGCUGUUGUGCCUCUUAUGUACCUCCUCAGCUUCCUCUUCUCCACUGCCGCUUCUGCCUACACACGCCUUACCAUCUUCAACGUGAUCUCUGGCACAGCCACCUUUCUGGCUGUCACCAUCAUGGCCAUCCCAGAGUUGCAGCUGCAUGACUUGUCGCACUUACUGGAUAAGGUAUUCCUGAUCUUUCCAAACUAUUGCCUGGGCAUGUCCUUCAGCCAGUUCUACCAGAACUACGAAUUCAUCACGUUUUGCACUUCCGAAUCGUUCAGCCAACACAUUUGCGACACUUUAAACAUCACGUACCAGAUGAACUACUUCUCGAUGUCGGAGCCCGGUGUGGGACGCUUCCUUGUGGCCUUCUCAUUGCAGGGUUUAGUCUUCAUUAUUCUGCUGUUUGCCAUCGAGCUGCAGUGUGUCUGCACUUUCCGGUGUAAAAAGUUACCUGUAAUAGAGGAUGCAGCACUGGUUCCAGAGGACAGGGAUGUGGCUGAAGAGAGGAAGAGGGUCCUGGAGUGCCAGCCAGUAGUAGAGUCUAUGGUGGGCAGUCCUCUCAUAUUGCAGGAGCUCAGCAAGGUGUACAGAAGUGGUGAGAAUCUACUGGCUGUGGACAGGCUGUCUCUAGCUGUAGGGAAAGGGGAGUGCUUCGGCCUCCUGGGCUUCAAUGGAGCAGGCAAGACCACCACCUUUAAGAUGCUGACAUGCGAUGAGAGUGUUACCUCCGGGGAUGCCUUCAUUGAUGGAUACAGCAUCUUGAAGGACAUUAAAAAGGUGCAGCAGCGCAUUGGUUACUGCCCACAGUUUGACGCAGUGUUGGACCACAUGACAGGAAGAGAAACUCUGAGUAUGUAUGCCAGACUAAGAGGAAUACCAGAGAAGUACGUGUCUGGCUGUGUGGAAAAUGUCCUGAGGUCGCUGCUGCUGGAGCCUCAUGCUGAUAAACUGGUCCGCAGCUACAGUGGCGGUAACAAGCGGAAGCUGAGUGCAGGCAUGGCUCUGAUUGGUGGACCUCCGGUCAUCUUCCUGGAUGAGCCUUCGACCGGGAUGGACCCCGUGGCCCGUAGACUGCUGUGGGACGCUGUUACACGCACACGGGAGUCUGGAAAGGCCAUUAUCAUCACUUCUCAUAGUAUGGAGGAGUGUGAGGCCCUGUGUACCCGGCUGGCAGUGAUGGUCAACGGUCAGUUCAAGUGCCUCGGGAGUCCCCAACACCUGAAGAGCAAGUUUGGCAGUGGCUACACCCUGCUGGCGAAAGUACACAUAGAGGGUGAGCUGGAGGAUAGUGACCUGCAGCUUUUUAAGGACUUCAUCGAAAGUACCUUCCCAGGAAGUCAACUAAAGGAUGAGCACCAGGGAAUGGUGCACUAUCAUUUGACUGACAAAACACUUACCUGGGCCCAGGUGUUUGGCACUUUGGAGGCAGCCAAAGAGAAAUACCAGAUUGAAGACUACUGCGUGAGCCAGAUAUCACUGGAGCAGGUGUUCCUCAGCUUUGCCCAGUUCCAGCACUGCACUGAGAGUGGGAGGAAGUAAGCAGAGCAAGGAAUCUGUCCAUGCAUCGUCCAUUUUCUACAGUGCUGUGUGUGUGAACACACACACACUGGGCCAGUUGCAUCAACUCUAACAUUUCUAAUACUGUAUCACGUCAGUGUGUCUUGUUGGAUCAUUUAUUAUGUUGUUAUUGUUGCUGUGUGACGAAGGAAGUAGGAGGAUUGGGAUUGUGACGCGUUUGGGAUCAUGAUUGUACCAGGUGAUGAACUCCGAGUACUGCACCUUUCCGGUGACUUCAAAGACAAUGACACUCAUCAGAUACUACAACUACUCUGAAUUCUGUGCGACUGGGUUUAAUGUUUGUGCACUUACGUGUGUACUGUUUGUCCUUUUUUUUGCUAUUUAUUAUUUGAUUUUAUUGAUUACUUUUCCAAGAAAUAGUGCUUUUUUUUCUGUGAUAAUCACAAGAGAAUGAACCACUCCAUUUAAUAUGUGUAUGAAAUCGUUGCACACCUUUGCGCCUUAUCUCACUAAUGAGGGUUCUUGUUUCUUUAUAUUGCCCUAUACAAAAUGCCUGGUAAUCCUUAUGAGCCUCUUAAUGUUGUUGCCAGAUGUAAAUAAUGUGACGUGUUCAUGGUACUAAAAAUCACGUGCUCAUUCAGGCCAGAGCAGGACAUUUACUAAUUCAAAGACUUUGUUGGGCUCAUUAACGAAUGCAUGUAUACAAUACGAUUAACAGAGUGCAUGAUACUGGAGGAGCAGAGAGCUGAAAACAAUAACUAGAAGACCAUUCAUCCUCGGAGUACAUUUAGUCCGGUCUAAGUUCAUUUAAUACGCCUCUAUUGUCCAGGUCUUGUGAACCAAUGUUUCGGUUUUCCUGCCAAACAAGUUCCAGCAACAGUGUGUUACCAUGUGGAUAUCCAGCCAUCACAGUUUACAUGAAAGCUAUAUAGGAAAAAAAUAACAAUCGUGUGACGCAGGAGAUUAUGUUCAACCGUUGCAGUAAAACAGGAGGGCGUGACUUGAAAUCAAGACGUAUCAGACUGCAUGUGAUUGAUCUGGGCCUAAAAAUCGCAGGACUGCAAUAACCAGUGUGUUUUUGUAAGUUUAUUCAUUUUUCUUGCUAUGCAUUUUACACUGUGUGUGUGUGUUUGUGUGUGUUGUGUGUGUGUGUGUGUGUGUGUGUGUGUGUGUGUGUGUGUGUGUGUGUGUGUGUGUGUGUGUGUGUGUGUGUGUGUGUGUGUGUGUGUGUGUGUGUGUGUGUGUGUGUGUGUGUGUGUGUGUGUGUGUGGUGUCCAGAGAGUAUGGCAACACAUUAUUCCCUGAUUUCAUCCAGACUAUACUAAAACAGAUGCCAUGACAGUCCUUAAAUAUUAUAACCAAGACAUUGUUAUUGCGGUAGUGGACAAACUAUACUGCUGUGUCGUAUUUAAUGUAGAGCUGCUCCUUCAGGGAACGCAAGGAAAUGCAAUAAAAAAUUGUACCAACAUCAUUAUUUAGAUAGUAAAAACUUUGCGUACAAAAAGAUGCCUUGUUCUGAGGAAGAAUGAUCAGCGCAAUGUUUGUUCCUCUUUCAUUUGGAUGAGCAACUGUGAAACUCAAUUCAGAUCAUGCCCAAUUUAUCACAGUCUCAAAGCUUUGAUUGUACUUAAAAGACAGUGUAAGAGCAUUUAUGUAUUCUGUAGGAAUAUUUAGAAAAAAAACCCAAAACAUUCCACACAAAUUGAUGAGAAAUGGAUUCUCAGUUUCCUGCUUUUCAUCCAUGACAGAGAUCAAAAAUAUAAUCUGGUAUUCCUACUCUUUAAAAAUCACUCUGAGUUCAAAGAAGUGAUAUGAAUGUAUUUAAUGUUUUAAAUGAAAUCAAAAAGCACUCACAGUAGUCAACUUUAUUCACAGUUUUGGAUGAUUUACAGUGCGCUCUUCAUGUCAGCAGAUGUGUGUGUGUGUGUGUGUACGAAGAAAAGUAGACACUGACAUUCUAGAAAGACACAGAUAUGUGGCUUAUUGGUCUUAAAAGGAUUUAACCUUCUAAUUUAGACAUCUGUUACAUUCGUUCAUGUAUUUGCACAAUUUUGUUUUCUCAUUACAUGUAUGACUUGAAUCAGUUGCGAUGUUAGAUACGUAGAAAUGGAAAGGUUUGCUCUACUGAUAUUGAAGGAUUGAGUUAUGUUGGAAUACACUGUAUCAUAUUUAAAAAAGGGAAUUUACAGCAUUGUAAUUGUGUAUUGUACUGUACCAUGAAACUGACCAACUGUAUAUGUGUCACUAUUCUUUUUAAUUAAAUAAUGCUCUAUGCAAAU